AUGGCUAGUCCUACCGUUCUCACGUUUGACUCUGAGGGCCGUCCGAUUAAGUUUGACGUUUGGCUCGAUGACCUGCACCUGUUCCUCCAGAUCACUGCCAAGGACGAUGUUUCCCUUUUUUACCACACGUCCGGCGCCGCUCCUGCGCCUGCUGCUACUGCUGACAGCACUGCUCGAUCACAGUGGCAGACCCGUGACGCUCAUGCUCGCCUAGCCGUUCGCAGCCACCUACCGCUAGAUGAGCGCGAGCACUUUGGCCAGCAUAAAACCGCUAAGGAGCUGUACGACGCUGUAGUUGCACGCUACUCCUCCCCUGCCACUGCUGUGAUAGGCCGUCUCUCACUGCCCUAUCUCUUCCCCGAUCUGGACCACUUUCUCGCCCUCUCCCCUACCGACCUCACUGUUGACCUGCUCGAGAAGGAACUCCUCGCAGCUGAGAAGAGCAUUGUAGCUGUAGGUGCCUCUCGUGGCGACCCUCACACUCCCUUCUUUGAGGGGUGCUCCCCCUCCCCCCUCCUCCCCUCCAUUGCAUCUGCUGCUGCUGUCGACUUCCUCGGUGCUGAGGGGGUCGGGGCUGCGUCUGCUCCCAGUGGGAGGCGCAAGGGCGGCAGGGGCAAGGGGGGCAGGGGUGGCGGAGGUGGCGGCGGGGGCGGCGGCAGUGGAGGGGGUGGAGGGGGCGGGGGUGGUGGCGGUGGUGGGAGUAGCGCUGGUGGUGGGGGGGUCAGUGGCGGGGCAGGGGGUGGAGGCGGCGGAGGUGGCGGGGGUGGUGGUGGCAGUGGUGGCGGCGGUGGAGCAGGUGGCGGGCGCGGCGGAGCAGUGCAGCGUGGGGGGUUCGGCGGUGGCCAGAGGCAGCAGCAGCAGUGUCCCGGCGAGACUCCUUCACCUCAGCAGCUCUGA
This is a messenger RNA of Closterium sp. Naga37s-1, 897 nucleotides long. Lineage: Eukaryota; Viridiplantae; Streptophyta; Zygnematophyceae; Desmidiales; Closteriaceae. The record is from the annotation of a GenBank genome assembly.